Messenger RNA from Gadus chalcogrammus (walleye pollock), 3356 nucleotides. RefSeq names its product proline rich transmembrane protein 4b (gene prrt4b). NCBI's taxonomy places the organism in Eukaryota, Metazoa, Chordata, Actinopteri, Gadiformes, Gadidae. The record is from RefSeq and is a predicted model, not a curated record. Bases 1 to 2127 code for a protein of 708 amino acids. The transcript is spliced from 2 exons.
AUGGCUUUAGGUUCAUCCGCUGCCGGCACCAAACCCACCCCGCCCCCCACCGAGGCCUGGACGCCGCCCCCCGCCGACCCCGCUGCCUCACUCCUCCCCGACUGCAACGCCAGCGAGGACGGCUCCGGACUCUGCGACUUCUCCUACACCUGGGAGUCCAGGGCCUUGGCCGACGCCCCCCGGCCCGCCUCCACCCCCGCCACGCCCACCGCCCCCUCCACCAACCAAUCCCACGAGCCCUUCGUCCCCCUGAACCCGGCCAUGCUGGUGCCGCUCUACACGGACUGGAACAGCGCCAUGGCGACCUGGGGCCCGGCCUGGCACGCCCACGUCUACAGCGCGGGGCUGUUCUUCGCCGCCGUCGCCCUGGCCUCGGCGCUCAACCUGCUCUGCCUGCCGCUGCGCUGUCCGUCCGGCUGCGGCUACUUCGCGCUGGUCAGCGUGUUCCUGCUGGCGGCGGGCGCCACGCGCUCCUUCUCGCUGCUGUACGACGCCUACGGCCACCACGGCGGCCUGCCCUCGGCCGAGGCCGCAGUGCUCCUCCAGGAGGCGCUGUUCCCCUGCCUGACCGCCGCCUUCGGCCUGGUCUUCCUGCUGCUGUCCAUGCGCUCGCGCAUGCAGCUCUCGUACUCGGCGUUCCAGCGGCCCUUCUUCCUGGCGUGCCUGGUGGCGCUGCACUUCGCGGCGGCCUUCGGCCCCGCCACGCUGCUCCACCUGUACCGCGGCAGCCCGUCCGUCCGCCUCUUCCUCUGCCUGCUCUCGCGCGGCGCCUUCGUGGCGCUGGCCGCCUUCCUGUCGGCCGCCUACUUCGUGUUCUACGUGUACGUGCGCGCCGACUCCAAGCACAUCUACCACCUGAACAACACGUCGCCCACCCCCGCCGAGCGCUACAACCGCUGCCCCUUCGCCGAGAGCCGGGACUGGGACCGCGCCGCCGUGACCGUGUGCGUGUCGGCGCUCUUCUGCCUGGGCUGCGCCGGCCUGCAGCUCUACGCCAUGCUCAGCGCCAUGGGCGUCGCCGGCGGCGAGGAGCUCUUCCGCGCCUGGCCCUGGUGGACCUUCCAGUUCAGCUGCCGGGUGUGCGAGCUGGGCGUGUGCAUCACGCUGGCCCUGGUGGUGGCGCAGCCCGUCUACUGCUCCAGCGGCCUGCCGGGCGCCGGGAGCUGCUGGACCGAGCUGCUGGCCGCCAAGUCGCCCCUGCUGCCCGGGACGUACCACUGGACGCUCAGCCAGCAGGAGAAGCUGGCCAUGAGGGAGACGGGGCUGGGGCUGGGCGAGACGGAGAGCCUGCCCCUCUACAGCCUGGUGGACGAGAGGCUGGGCGGCAGCCUGAACGGCCUGGACCUCCUGUACCACAGCAACCGGGCCCUGGCGUACCGGGACCUGGACCUCACGGGCUCCGAGAAGCCCGACGGCGUGGCGGGGGGGCCGGCGUCGGGGCGGUCGUCGGUGACCAGCGACUCCACGGCGGACCUCCGGCCCCCCUCGCCCAUCGACCUGCGCCGCAGCAUCGACGAGGCGCUGUUCGGCGAGUCGCUGUUCCCCAUGAGCCUCUUCAGCCCCGGCACGCCGCUCGGCUGCAGCGACCUGUCCCUCGCCAUCCUCGGCCCGCUGCCCAACGGAGGCCACUCCCUCUUCGGCCGCGACCCGCUCUCGGCGGACGCCGGCCCGUACCGGACGUCGUCGUCGUGCGCGGAGGUGCCCGCCGAGCCCACGUCGCGGUCCCGCGGGGUCACGGCGAUCACGGCGCCGGCCGCCCCUCCGUCUCCGUCGCUGUCCGUCUCCACCAGCUGCUCCUCCCCCGAGCGCUGGAGGGGCAGCUCGUCCUCCUGCGCCUCCUACAGGCCGUCGUUCGGCGGCUCCUCGCUGGUGCUCUGCCCCAGCCCCGACGGACGCGCGGUCGCUCGGCUCGGCGAGGACGCCGCGGAUCGCCAGGUGCAGCAUGGCGCCGGCCGCCCGGGCGGCGGAGACCCGCAGAGACGCUACCAGACGCUGGGCUCGGCGUCCCAGGAGAGCCUGGCCAUGGACCUGUCGUCCGAGGCGGACCGGUCCCUGCAGGACGAGUUCAUCAGCGUCUGCAGACAGAUGGACGCGUCGAGCGUCUGCAGCGAGACGAUCGAUUUAUAAGGAAGAAUUAUCCCGUAAGAAGGAGACGGAAAAUAUAUAUAUAUAUAUAUAGGCUGCUGUAUUAAUCUCCGAGUGGAGGGAUAAGAUAGCUGCAAAAUAGUAUAGAGCCUAUUGGAUUGUGUACACACACGUUCUGCUAACACCAGGUUUUAUAUGGCCAAGACUGGAAAUGUAAAGAUAAGUCGAUAAGCUCUUAAAGGAUGAAAAUGUGUUCAAAUGAGGGUUCAAGUGCCACCAACGUCGAACGCCAAACGGUCAUUUGUAAGCGACUUUUUCAUGUUUGAUAGCGAAUGUGAAUACGCUGAAGAGAAACAUUUUACUGAGGGGACGAAGAACUUUUAAAUAAUUUGUACAAAUGUUUUUCAUGUGGAUUAAAGCACUUAUUGAAGGAGACUACUGAUAUAACAUAUUUAUCCUUACACUAUCCAAAAGAUUAACCGAUAUUCAUUCAUUUAUAUCAAGAGAAACAUUUAAUUUAUGUCAGAUAAAGAAACUAUUCACUAUAUCUAUCGAGACGAGCAUAUGUGUCUUAUAACGGUGGUGUAGCAGUGCCCUCUAGUGGUAGAACGCAGCCAGUGUUCCUCUGCCGAUAGCUGUACUGUGAGUCCUCAGAAAGCAACUUGUGCAGCUUGUUGAUGUAUGGUUUGUCAUAACAUUGCCUUUGUCAACACAUGCUUUUAAUAAAGCUUUUUAUAUACAAUCAUCCGAUUCUAUUCUUGAGGGGUCACUAUCUAUACUGCCAUACUCAACUCGUGUAAUUAAUAAUUUAACUGUUGUAAUUAUACAAAGAAGUUCGACCACAAGUUCAAACACAGAUUGACCUUUAUUUAUUUUGCUUCAAGAUAACACGCAGUUGAAUAUCCUAUUGUAAACAAGGUCCCGCACGCAUCUCAAAUACUACACUGGAGUAUUUUCUGUCCAUCUAAAACAGCAAUUGUUAGUGAAUUGGGAAGAGGUGCUUCUAGCAUUUACUGGUUAACUACAGUUGCAAGUGUGAAGCUAAAAUAAAAUGUCUCUAGUCAGAAGCAGCUCUAUCAAACACCAGCACUUCCAAAAUCCAGUGACGGGAUUUUUGCUUUGGAUGGACAAACAAAAAAAAAAAUGCAGAAAUGCACAAUAAAUCGUCAACCUCAAAAAUCUUCACGUGGAUGUGGAAAUCUUUACCAACAAAAUAUAGGAAUAUGUAUACAUAAACAUAUACAUAUAUAUCCAUACAUCAUGUACAUUUC